AUGACUCAAUUCUUUGACAGCUAUCCAGGUGGUCUGUUUUCUCCAGUCACUGACGACGAUGAUUACACUAGUAAUUUUGCAAACCAUGACUUCUCUUGUGAAGAAGAUGAUUAUUUUUCUUCUUCUUAUUCUAGUGAUAAAAAUGUUACAGAAGUUUCACCUUCAGCUAUUCACUUGGAUACUAUACUUCUUUCAGAAGAUGAAUCUUUCCCACUGCCUACAAGUACAGUAUUUUCAUUUGAAAACGACGAAGAACUGAGAUUUAUAUUUGAUGAAUGUACUUGGUCUCCUUCAAAUCCUUUGAAUGAAGAUUGUAAAAUUAGUGACACUUCACAAACAGAUAUUCCAAUGAUACCAAAAGAAGUGAAAAGAAGAAGAAGGACAAGGAAGAACGUUGUGAAGAAGAUUCUAUCAAAAAAGAAGAAGAUACUGAAAAAUAUUCGAUCAAGAAAGUACAGAGGGAAAUAUGUUGUGAAGAUCAAAUACCCCGCAGUAAAGAGCACGACAUCAUCUGGAAAGGUACAAGUCUUAAGUAGAAGAUCAAUUAAAACAUUGAAAGAUAUGAAAAAGGAACCUAGAUAUCAAAAGGCACGUGAUGAUUCCAAGGAUGAAUUAAUAGAAUCUGAACGCAUGUCGCUUAAAAUCUUAACAGGAUCUAAAGUCGAUCGAUACUAUUCAAGAAUAAAUAUUAAAGAACUAUCAAGGAUUCUUGGAUUAGAUCAUUUUCAAUUAUCAUUAACAGCUAAAUUAGAAUCGAUUAUACUUCAGAUGUUUGAACAAUGGUGCGGAUUUAAAUUAGGGUUUGAAACUUGGGUUAGAGAUACCACAAAGGAUCAAAGAACUCAAUAUCUUGAUAAUCUUCAUGGGUACACAAGUGAAUGGUACCCUGAAAUCACCAAAGAUCAACUAGAAAUUAUAAUUAGAAGAGGUACAUAUUGUGCAAUGCAGAGUAGAUUAAGGAAAUUCAGAAGAUCAAAUGUGCAGAAAGAUUGA
[Candida] anglica is the source of this 993-nucleotide messenger RNA. NCBI's taxonomy places the organism in Eukaryota, Fungi, Ascomycota, Pichiomycetes, Serinales, Debaryomycetaceae. The record is from the annotation of a GenBank genome assembly.